UAAGGUUAGCAUUACCGCUUCUCGCUCUUACUGAUUUUUCUGUCGGCUGUGGCUGCUUCCAUGGCAUCGUCCUCCUCCUGCUCCCUUGAGAGCUCCGUGAUAUUUUGAACUCCUGGUCGAGUCAAAAUCUCCUAUAUUUCUUUCUUUCUUGAUUAGUUUAAUAAAUAUCUCAAGAUGGUGAAGCACAACAAUAUCAUCCCGAACAUCCAUUGCCACAAGAAGUACCUUCAGUCUUCUCGUGGUCCCUUGAAGGUUAGGCUCAACUUGAACCAAGCCACACGAAAGAAGGCUCGUCGUUUGGCUCGGGCCAAGAAGGCUGCCGCCAUUGCCCCCCGUCCUCUGCAGAUGUUGAGGCCCGUGGUUCACUGCCAGACACAACGUUACUCCGCCAAGCAACGCCUAGGACGUGGAUUCACCUUGGCAGAAAUCAAGGGUGCUGGCCUGAACCCCUCCUACGCACGAAGCAUUGGAAUCGCUGUGGAUCAUCGCCGUUCCAACAAGUGCCAAGAGUCUCUGGAUCGCAAUGUGGCUCGAUUGGAAGAGUACAAGAAGAACUUGGUCGUUUUGAAAAAGAAGGACGAUGCCGCUCCUACCGAGGGUAUUGUCAGCCGUGGCAAUAUCAUGCCUGUUGUCAAGCCCGCUCACGAGGUUGUCGUGGAGGCUGUUACCGACGAAAUGAAGGAAUUCAAGGCAUUCACCACGAUGCGUUUGGCUCGACAAGAAAGCAAGGUAAAGGGAUACCGCGUCGCUGUAGAAAACAGAAAGAAGAAGGAUUAAAUCAUUCAACAGACGUAGUAGAAAUGCAGCAGGAUCACCCAACUUUAAUACUAGGAAUAAGUAUAGAGUCAACGAACUUAGGUAG
This is a messenger RNA of Seminavis robusta, 862 nucleotides long. Lineage: Eukaryota; Bacillariophyta; Bacillariophyceae; Naviculales; Naviculaceae. The record is from the annotation of a GenBank genome assembly.